Molecule: messenger RNA, 1555 nt
Organism: Salmo salar (Atlantic salmon)
Lineage: Eukaryota; Metazoa; Chordata; Actinopteri; Salmoniformes; Salmonidae
Molecular function (GO): actin binding
Source: RefSeq, a predicted model, not a curated record
AUACGUUACAGUGUUACAAUUUGGGAUAUGCGGCAAUACACUCUGUGACGACAAACUGCAAUGCAGCGAAACAUGGUUUAUCGCAAUAAACCAGAUUAUUUCUAAUGAGAAAUUACUUUUAUUUGAUAUGAAAGUUGAAUCGUUAUCCUCAAGUGACAAAUAUGAGUUAUCCCAAUAUUUACAUAAAAAAUGCACACCACACGAAAUCUGUCAUGUACGCCUGCCAAUCAAAAUCCGAUCAGGCUGUUGAUGCGUAGGUGAUUGGAGGAUCUGGAAGAAAGGGCAGGUGCAUUUGAAAGUCCAAAAGGGAUGGAUCAAUUGUGUACGUUGCGGCAGCAGGCAACUCACGGGACAGAAGAAACCCCCUCCAAAAAACACAACUCUACCUCAGUUUCCCUUUCCUGGAUGCAAAGUGCUAUAAACCAAAAUGAAGAGCCUCAAGGCAAAGUUUAAGAAGAAUGAGAGUCAGGACUGGAGUAAGAGCGAUGAGAGACUGCUGCAGGCUGUAGAGCAGAACGAGCCUGACAAAGUAGCUGCCCUGAUUGUGAAGAAGGGACUUUGUCCCACCAAACUGGACAUGGAGGGAAAGUCAGCGUUCCAUCUCUGUGCGUCUCGGGGUCGUCUGGACUGCUUGGAGGUCAUCCUGGCUCACGGGCCAGACAUUAACGUGACAGAUGGUACAGGCUUCAGUGCCCUUCACCUUGCAGCCAAGAACUGCCAGCCUGAGUGCCUGAAGAGACUAUUACAGGAGAGAUUGUCUGUAGACUCCACAGACAGCUUUGGCCGGACAGCUUUGCAUCACGCAGCUGUGAGCGGCUGCUUGUCCUGCACUGAGACUCUGUGGGACUUCAAAGCCAGUCUGGAUACCCAGGAUGGGGAUGGGGUGACCGCGCUGAUCCUAGGAGCCCAGAUGAGCAGAGUGGAGCUGUGUGCUUUCCUGUUGGACCGAGGGGCCAAUCCCAACAUACAGGACAGCCAGGGCAGGUCAGCCCUGAUGCUGGCCUGUGAGAGUGACAGUGCAGAGACUGUGGAGGCGUUGCUAAGGGGAGGGGCUAACCCACAUCUGGCCGACGCUCUCGGACACCACGCAGCCCACUACGGCGCAACCGCCGGCAACCAGCGCAUCGCACAGCUGCUGCAAAACAGAGCUCCAGCCACUGAGGGCAAUGGAGAAGAGGUAACUUACCACUCAUCAUUUCAUUUUCAUUUUCACUCACUACACAUUCAUGUAAAAACAUAGCCAGUAUUACUGAAUUGUACAUAAUAGACUUUACGACAUAGGAACAAACACCAACUUCUUAUCACAUGUUCAAUCUACAACAACAACAUUUGAACAACAACAGCUGAAGUAACAUCUCACAAGGAAAACAUGUAAAAAUCUCAUUACAAGACAUUUUAGGCUACAGUACUGCUUGCUUUGUUUUGGACCUUGCUGCUCCUCUCCUCCUGCUUUCCCCUGUUCCCCUGUUCCUUCUGUUUGUUUGUGCCUCCAGCGACAGCCCCCUCCUCCCCCUCCCCUACCAGGGGGUACAACCCCCCGCAAGAGGAAAGCCCC